Molecule: messenger RNA, 294 nt
Organism: Rhopalosiphum maidis (corn leaf aphid)
Lineage: Eukaryota; Metazoa; Arthropoda; Insecta; Hemiptera; Aphididae
Product: serine/arginine-rich splicing factor 2-like
Exons: 2
Coding region: 1-294 (97 amino acids)
Biological process (GO): mRNA splicing, via spliceosome
Cellular component (GO): nuclear speck
Molecular function (GO): RNA binding
Source: RefSeq, a predicted model, not a curated record
AUGAGCUACACCAAUAAGCCGUUAAUUGACGACAUGGUAUCACUGAAAGUAGAAAAUAUCAGUUUUUUGACCACCCAAGACCUUAAUCGAGUAUUUCGGGUUUAUAGAGAAAUUGGGGAUAUCUAUAUUCCCCGUUGUAAGUAUUCGCGAGAAAGCCGAGGAUACGUGUUUGUCAGAUAUUAUGAUGAACGUGAUGCAUACGAUGCAAUACAUUAUCUUAACCAUACCAAAUUAGAUGGCAGAAUGAUAAGUGUUAAGAUGGCUCGCUAUCGAACGUUCGAUAUCCCCAACUGA